This is a messenger RNA of Tripterygium wilfordii, 1730 nucleotides long. RefSeq names its product E3 ubiquitin-protein ligase DIS1-like. The record is from RefSeq and is a predicted model, not a curated record. NCBI's taxonomy places the organism in Eukaryota, Viridiplantae, Streptophyta, Magnoliopsida, Celastrales, Celastraceae. Gene Ontology annotation, cellular component: cytoplasm. Gene Ontology annotation, molecular function: zinc ion binding; protein binding; ubiquitin protein ligase activity. The coding region runs from base 463 to 1380 and encodes 305 amino acids. Gene Ontology annotation, biological process: ubiquitin-dependent protein catabolic process; multicellular organism development. The transcript has 5 exons.
AGCCGAAGGGAGAAAUGAAACAAAAACGAUAACUCGAGAGCGAGUGACCCCACUGUUUUUAACCUUUCCUUUUUGUAUUUUCUCGAGAAAAAUCUCUCUCCUAACCUACGCUCCUCCUACCUCUCUAUCUCUCUAUCUCUCUCUUAAACUGGCUUAAAUUUGAACUUCUUUUCUAUGUACAGUGUAUACACGCAUAUCCGUGUCUGCCAAUUAUUUAUUACUCACUACAUUGUAGUAAUAUUGAUUCGUUCGGAUCUCUUCGACGGUUCUGCUACUCCCUACUCUCAACUUGUUUGGUUCCUCAUGGGGUCUUGAUUGAAUCCUUGUCUGGAGGAGAUUUUGUUGCGCUCGGAUCUAUCGUCAUUUUGAUAUCGGCUUACUUCAUCUGUGAACGCUGCUCUUUGGAGGAUUCAACUCCUGAUAGCUUCCUUGACUGGUUCAUUUCAAAUAAUUGAUAGUAGUAUGGCAUCCGGGAAUCCAUUCUUUGACGAAAUGCGGAUCAAACCUGAAGUCAUUGAUCGUCCUCAAAAUGAAGCUAUGAUGGAUGUCACUGAGAAUGUGACUGAUCCUGCUCAACAUAUUCUGAAACCCAAUGUGGCAGCAUCUAGCAGUGUCCGUGAGCUGUUGGAAUGUCCUGUGUGUUUAAAUGCAAUGUAUCCGCCAAUUCAUCAGUGUUUAAAUGGUCAUACGUUGUGUUCUGGUUGCAAACCCAGGGUGCACAAUAGGUGCCCCACUUGCAGGCAUGAGCUUGGUAAUAUCAGAUGUCUUGCACUGGAGAAGGUGGCUGCAUCUCUUGAGCUUCCGUGUAAAUUUCAGAAUUUUGGGUGCAUGGGCAUAUAUCCAUACUAUAACAAGUUAAAACAUGAAUCUCAAUGUGCUCAUAGACCCUACAAUUGCCCCUACGCUGGAUCAGAAUGCACUGUCGUUGGUGAUAUUCCUUAUCUAGUGGCCCAUUUGAAAGAUGAUCACAAAGUUGACAUGCACAACGGCAGUACUUUUAACCACCGAUAUGUCAAAACAAACCCGCAUGAGGUUGAGAAUGCCACAUGGAUGCUGACGGUUUUGAGUUGCUUUGGUAAGUACUUUUGCCUGCAUUUUGAAGCCUUCCAACUUGGGAUGGCUCCUGUCUAUAUAGCAUUUUUGCGGUUUAUGGGUGAUGACAAUGAAGCGAAAAAUUACAACUACAGUCUUGAGGUUGGUGGAAAUGGCAGGAAGAUGAUUUGGCAGGGGGUCCCUAGGAGCAUAAGAGACAGUCACCGGAAGGUUCGUGACAGUUUUGAUGGUCUUAUCAUCCAACGCAACAUGGCCUUGUUCUUUUCUGGUGGAGACCGGAAGGAAUUGAAGCUUAGGGUGAGUGGUAGGAUUUGGAAAGAACAGUGAUUAGUUUCUUCUUUCUCAACUACUUGAGGGCAAGUAGUAGGGUCUAUUUUGUAGCAUAGUCUUCUUAUCAUGUAUUUUUUGAGGGUAGAAGGGCAAACUCUCUUUGCUUGUCCAUCCAUCAAAUGCAUGAGUUGGAAGAUGCGAUUCUUAAGCCUCAAUUUAUAUGAUGCCAUCUAUAGAGAUCUAGAUGUGGUAUGUUGCACUGCCAUUUUAACUAUGUCUAUAUUCAUUUGCCUGGAUCAUUUUUUUGUCAAGUCCAUUCUUUCACUUCAAUUUUCUGUCUCAUCAGAUGUGUAGUGGAAAAACUAUCAACAAACUUGCCAAAUAUAAACUGUUGAACAUGAUUUCUA